Messenger RNA from Fonsecaea multimorphosa CBS 102226, 321 nucleotides. RefSeq lists its product as uncharacterized. Gene Ontology annotation, molecular function: oxidoreductase activity. The transcript has a single exon. The record is from RefSeq and is a predicted model, not a curated record. Lineage: Eukaryota; Fungi; Ascomycota; Eurotiomycetes; Chaetothyriales; Herpotrichiellaceae. The coding region runs from base 1 to 321 and encodes 106 amino acids.
AUGACCGUCAACGCAACAGUCCUCUACCCCACCGAGGCGGACGCCACCUUCGACCUGGACUACUACCUGAAAACCCACAUGCCCUUGGUCAGCAAGAACUGGAGCAAAUACGGCCUCAAGUCGUGGCAAGUGAUCCAAUACCAGACGGCGCCCGAUGGCUCCAAGCCGUACAACAUUGGCGCGUUGUUGACCUGGGAGAGUGCCGACGGGCUCAAGAACGCCCUGGCCGGCGAGGAGGCGGCGACGGUUUUCGGCGACGUGCCCAAUUUCAGCAACAAGUCCCCCAUCUUCAUUGCGGGUGAUAUUGUUGGUACUUCGUGA